UCAAACAUAGUUCCGGUUCGAAUUUUUCCACCUGAAAUUAAAAAAAUUGUGGAAGAAAGUUCAAACCUUUAGACGACAACAAGGGUGGUUGGUACUUGGUAACCCAAAAUAAAAAACAAAAAAAAAAACAAAAACUAUAUGACAUGGUGAGAUAAUGUAGUCCACCACACCAAUCUCUCCCCUCCCACAUCACGCCUGUUUUCACCGCCGUCUCUCUUCGUCGGUGAUUUCACUAUUCCGAUUUGGUCUAAUUUUUCUCCAACCCAUUCCGCAAAAACCCUACUUUUUCUUUUGUCAAAAGGUUUAUAAAAUCUCAGCCGCCUCCUGAUCUACGACCAAAACCCCUAAAUGGCUACAGAGGCAACAACCGCUCCCAAAUUCCAGGAACCAGAUCUCCGGCAAGUCUCUCCAUCACCGGAUUUUAAACAUGAAACCGCUCACGACGGCCUUAAAUUCUGGCAAUUUAUGAUCGCCGGUUCCAUCGCUGGUUCCGUCGAACACAUGGCGAUGUUUCCCGUCGAUACAGUGAAGACCCAUAUGCAAGCGCUCCGGCCAUGUCCGUUGAAACCCGUCGGAAUCCGGCAAGCUUUCCGUUCGAUAGUCCAAAAGGAAGGACCUUCAGCUCUGUACCGAGGGAUUUGGGCUAUGGGUCUCGGCGCUGGACCUGCUCACGCCGUUUACUUCUCCUUCUACGAGGUUUCGAAGAAGUUUUUAUCCGCAGGAGGGAAUCAGAACAACUCCGCCGCUCAUGCGAUCUCCGGCGUGUUCGCGACUAUAUCGAGCGAUGCUGUUUUGACUCCCAUGGAUAUGGUGAAGCAGAGGUUGCAGAUGGGUGAAGGGACUUAUAAAGGAGUUUGGGAUUGUGUCAAGAGGGUAAUGCGUGAGGAAGGGUUUGGUGCCUUCUAUGCUUCUUAUAGGACGACGGUUUUGAUGAACGCGCCUUUUACUGCUGUUCACUUUGCGACUUACGAGGCGGCUAAGAAGGGGUUGAUGGAGUUUUCUCCUGAAAGGGUUAGUGAUGAGGAAGGUUGGUUGGUUCAUGCCACUGCUGGAGCUGCUGCUGGUGGAUUGGCAGCUGCUGUGACUACGCCGCUUGAUGUUGUCAAGACGCAGUUGCAAUGUCAGGGUGUGUGUGGAUGCGACCGCUUCACUAGUGGUUCGAUUAGCGAUGUACUGAGAACGAUAGUGAAGAAAGACGGAUACAGAGGACUUCUAAGGGGAUGGCUACCGAGAAUGCUCUUUCAUGCGCCUGCUGCAGCAAUCUGUUGGUCCACUUACGAAGGGGUCAAAUCUUUCUUUCAUGACUUGAAUGGCGAUUCAAACACUGCCUGAAAAAAAAAAAAAAAGACAAAAGGGUUAGGCGAUUGAGGAUCUUGUUUUUUCUCUAUUAUUGUUUGUAAAACUAGUUUUGUCAGGUUUUCUAGUUUUCUACUACUGUUAUGUUAGAUUAUAUUUGUCGAGCGAGCUUGUCGAUGAUGUUGUCGUCGAGAAAUUUUGGUAAAAGUUGUACAAAAACUAUGUUCCUUCCAAACCUUCCAAUAAAUAACUUAACAAAACA
Messenger RNA from Camelina sativa (false flax), 1558 nucleotides. RefSeq lists its product as uncharacterized. Gene Ontology annotation, molecular function: ferrous iron transmembrane transporter activity. Gene Ontology annotation, biological process: iron import into the mitochondrion. Gene Ontology annotation, cellular component: mitochondrial membrane. Lineage: Eukaryota; Viridiplantae; Streptophyta; Magnoliopsida; Brassicales; Brassicaceae. The record is from RefSeq and is a predicted model, not a curated record.